Molecule: messenger RNA, 1029 nt
Organism: Sesamum indicum (sesame)
Lineage: Eukaryota; Viridiplantae; Streptophyta; Magnoliopsida; Lamiales; Pedaliaceae
Source: RefSeq, a predicted model, not a curated record
AUGAAUAUUGACCAUAGUUGGAUGUGGAGGCGCUUGGAUGAUAAUGGGUUUCUUUUAGAUGAAUUCGUAACAAGGGUUGAUCAGGAGUUCUUGAACUUUGCCUUUAAUAAUCCACGAUUUCUGAAUAAUGGACAAAUCAAAUGUCCAUGCUGUAAAUGCGGCAACAUAAGAUUUUUGAAUCGAAGUGAUGCGCAUUUACACAUAGUAAAAAAUGGAUUUACUCGGGGUUAUAAUAUCUGGUACGCACAUGGUGAAUCCUUGAACAUAAGAGAUGAUGUGGGGGGUUCUUCAACCGCUCCUCAGGUAGAAACGUCUCGUUAUAGAACAAUGGUGAUGGAUGCAAUAGGCCAUGAGUUCAGCUCAAACUUCACGUGUGCUGAACAAUUGCCUAAUCCAGAAGCACAAAAGUUUUUUAACUUAUUAAAAGAUGCUGACAAACCAUUAUGGGAUGGCUGCAAAAAUCACACAAAACUCUCUGUUGUGGCGCAACUAUUAAGUAUCAAAUCAGAGUACAAUUUACCUGAAGCUUGCUAUGAUCGACUUGUGUCAACAAUUAAAAGCAUGCUGCCUGAAGAUGAAAAGUUGCCAGAUAACUUCUACACGACCAAAAAACACCUAGGUAAACUUGGUCUAGGUUACGAAAAAAUUGAUUCUUGUGUAAACAAUUGUGUAUUGUAUUACAAAGAGAACAAUGGCCUUCAAGAAUGCCCUAUAUGUUAUCAUCCUCGACAUAAGCCAAUCAAGGCAGGAUCACGGAAAAAAGUACCUUUCAAGGUGUUGCGUUAUUUGCCUUUGAUACCUAGGCUCAAAAGGCUAUAUGCAUCUAACUACACCUGUGAGCACAUGACAUGGCAUGCAAAUAAUCCUUCGAGCCAGGAAAGUAUGGCACAUCCAUCUCAUGGAGAGGCAUGGAAACAUUUCGAUCGCACUCAUCCAUCAUUUGCCUCAAAUGCACGAAAUGUGCGCCUUGGGUUAUGCACAGAUGGUUUCAGUCCAUUUGGGAAUUCUAUUACUCCUUAUAGUUGUUAG